AUGGUGCGAUCGUUAGAAGAACGAGAACGCAGCUGGCAGCGUCAAUUUGCCGAAGUUGAAGGCUGUUACUAUCAGAUGAAGAGCCGCUAUCUCAUGGUUUUGAAUCAUUUCAAAUCACCCGAGAAGCCAAGCAUCAUCGAUGAAUUGAACAGAGUAUAUUUGGACAGCUUGCUGCAGAUGGUGAAGUGCUUUGCUUUAGUGAUGGAGCCAGGCAUGUUGCAACAGUUAAUGGCUGAAGUUUGCCGAACAUCUCGAGAUUCCAUGGAUAAGACAGACGCUUUGGGAUUUUAUCUUAAAGGGCGAACAGAGGAGGGUUCUAGCAGCGGCGAUCUGUUGGAUCUUGCUGCAGAAUACGCCGACAAAGGAGCACAGAGCUUAGAGGCAGCAAACCUUGUACGGUUUUCAGAACAAAGCAAGGAGAAUAUGCAUUGGUUGCAGUCCUGGGAUGCUUUCAUAGUAAAUUGGGUCGGUCGGCCACUAGUUGAAAGCGUAGAGCUUAAGAAUCUAGUCCGUACGGGAAUACCCGAAGCCUAUCGGGCACGAGUGUGGAAGGGGAAUAUAUCUGAUGUUUCUAGAUUAAUACAAAUGACUCUAAAGGAAAAACUGACGGAGUUUGGCAAUGGCUAUUACAGCAGUAUGCUUCGAAAGACAUUGUAUCAACAAGAAAGUGGCGUUUAUGACACAUCAAUCAAACAGAUUGACCUCGAUCUUGUAAGAACUCUUCCUGCGAAUCGCAUGUUUGCUGACCCAGACUCAGAGAAAGUGAAACAGUUAAGAAGGGUGCUUUAUGCAUAUAGGAACCAUGAUACGCUUAUUGGCUACUGCCAGGGAUUGAAUCGGAUUGCUGCGGUAGCCCUCUUAUACCUGGAUGAGGAGGAUGCUUUCUGGUUCCUUAUAGCUUUUACUGAAUUACAACCACCGAAUUAUUAUGCCAGCAAUCUCAUUGGAGCUGUGGCAGAUCAGAAGGUGCUGCGAGACCUAGUAAACGAGAAACUGCCGCGACUUGCAGCGCAUCUACGACAGUUCGAGGUCGAUCUAUCUCUGUUUGCGCUCAGCUGGUUCCUUACAUGCUGCGUAGAUGUUCUACCUCACCAGAUUUAUCUGCCCAUCUUUGAUGUUUUCCUUUAUGAAGGGAAUAAGUCUCUGUUCCGAUUUGCACUGGCAAUUCUCAAAUUGUGCGAACCAGCCGUGAUGCAAAGCAAGACUGUCAGUACCGUUCAUGCAGUUUUAAGCAAACCACGGCAAUAUGUGACAGACUACAAAUCGUUAGCACAGGAACAAAAUGAAGCGAAAAUUUGUUUGAGUCCUGAAAAUUCGCUUGUUUAG
Molecule: messenger RNA, 1326 nt
Organism: Strongylus vulgaris
Lineage: Eukaryota; Metazoa; Nematoda; Chromadorea; Rhabditida; Strongylidae
Source: the annotation of a GenBank genome assembly